Molecule: messenger RNA, 1515 nt
Organism: Suillus clintonianus
Lineage: Eukaryota; Fungi; Basidiomycota; Agaricomycetes; Boletales; Suillaceae
Product: Alpha/Beta hydrolase protein
Exons: 11
Coding region: 1-1515 (504 amino acids)
Source: RefSeq, a predicted model, not a curated record
AUGCUCAGCGCAAUGUUCACGUUGCUGAACCUCGCCCUAUUGCAUGGUGCACUUGCACAGACCUCCAUGGGCCCCACAGUCGAUGUAGGAUAUGCGACAUAUCUGGGCAGCCAGUCAUACCCAAACACGGUGGCAUACCUUGGCAUACCGUAUGCCGAGCCCCCUGUAGGCGACCUGCGCUUCCACGCAACUGUCCCUCUGAACACGACGCGUGUGAGUGAAGAGGCUAACUUGAGCGGGAAAGCAGUGGUCAGCGCAACCUACUACCCAGACUUUUGUAUCCAGGGAACAACAGGUCACGGUUCCAUGGAUGCGGGAGGAGCGGGAUCGGAGGACUGCUUGAAAGUCAACAUCUACGCACCAUACGGUGCCAAAGCAGGCAAUAAUUUGCCUGUGCUGUUCUAUAUUCAUGGUGGAGGUUAUGUUCGUGGAAAUCCACGCAACUGGCCAUUUGAUAGCUGGAUCAACCAAAGUCCGAAUGUUAUCAUCGUGUCUGUUUAUUACCGUCUUGAUUCUUUCGGCUUCUUGAGCACUCCCGAGUUCACCGACCCCGCAUACGGCGACUUUAAUGCGGGGAUCAAGGACCAAAUCCAGGCGCUCAAAUGGCUCCGUGGACUGCACAUGAUUGCCAACGAAGGGGAACAGCUUUUUUCUGGCGCCAUUGCGCAAAGCGUCUUCAGGACGCCACUUCCCACCCCUGUGCAACAGCAGCCACUCUUCCAAUUCUACGCAUCGUAUGCAGGGUGUGGAACGGGUCCUGUGGCAGAGCAAAUGACAUGCCUCCGUGGUGCAACAAUCAGCGCGCUUGCACGGGCACAGGAUGCUGCAGUCCAGGGAAGGUUUUCCGGGUCGUAUAAUGCAUUCCACCCCGUCUUGGACGGCGUGUUGAUCACAGGACAUCCUACGUCAAAGUUCCAGCGCAACGAGUUCGUUCAUGUUCCGCUUAUAGUUGGCGCAACGUCCAAUGAGACUCGUUCUGACGGAGAGAGUAUCCCUCUGGCACUUAAGGGAUUUUUCCCAUCACUGACAGACGCAGACAUUCGGGAGUUCUUGCGGCUAUAUCCAGUAGAUGAAUUUAAUUCUCCGAGUCAGCAGUUGCAGGUGGCCACAGGAGAACCUGAAUUGAUAUGCGGUCGCCAGGCCAUGGGCAGCCCAUCUUCGCUACAUUCCAACACUUGGACUUAUCGGUACAACACACCCAACCCCACGAGCGGUACCGACGUCGUUGAACAUGCUGCGGAGAACUGGAUGAUGUUUGAUGGCACAAACACUGGGUUCAAUGGCUCUGCGACAUUUAUGCCACAGACACCCGCCGAAGCCGCAUUCGCUUCCGAACUCAUUGCUUACUGGCUUUCCUUCGUGCGCACCGGCAAUCCGAAUAUUUACAAGCUAGACAAGUCUCCGAACCCGCAAAACCUGACGAAUGUGAGUGGUAGCUAUAUGGAGAGACGGCCUGCUACGGAGGCUGUCAGAUGUGCAUUUGCAAUUAGUAAGGCGCAGGCUUGCGAAAAUUAG